Molecule: messenger RNA, 2316 nt
Organism: Botrytis cinerea B05.10
Lineage: Eukaryota; Fungi; Ascomycota; Leotiomycetes; Helotiales; Sclerotiniaceae
Exons: 1
Coding region: 416-2068 (550 amino acids)
Biological process (GO): transmembrane transport
Molecular function (GO): transmembrane transporter activity
Source: RefSeq, a predicted model, not a curated record
GCCAGAGAGAUGGGAGAUGAUACUCCAACAUGGUUUGUGUCGUGCACACUUCGGUAAGUCGUGCGUGGAGAGAAACCCGAUCAUCGAUCUUCUUAUCGGGCACACACAAAUUGCUCAACUCCCAACCAUAACCCUAGAGUUUUUAUUUCAUAAUGGUAAUGUGGGAAUCGCACAGAUAAGACAGCCAAGUGGAAAUUCUUAUAACUUUAUCUACAAAGUAAUUUUCCUAAGGUUUGUGAUUGUGAGGACUUUCGUCAUCUUACCUAAAGCCUUCUCUCUUCCAUACAAUUUUUUCCUCACUCUCUAUUCCCGUGUUUGUCGCUGCAAUUGUUCACCAGUCAAUCAUUGAAUUUUCGCAAAGAUCAGGUCGCUCUAUCGUCGUGGUUUAGCCACGAUAUAGAAAUCGCUAUUGGCGAUGGACCCAACUCACAUGCACGGUGAAGAUUUCCUUCCAGGCACCACAAGACUGGUAGAAGAUAUCGAACAAUCCAACAAUUCCCACCUUCUCAAACAUGGGAACAUCGUUUUGGAACCACAACCUACCUCGUCGCCUCUCGAUCCACUCAAUUGGUCUCGCACGAGGAAAUAUUGGCACGUUUUCCUGGUUUGCUUCAUCACAGGUCUAACGGCUGCCACUUCGAACGAUGCGGGCUCGGCGCAAGAUGGCAUGAACGAGGAAUAUGGAAUCACUUACGACGCAAUGAAUACUGGGGCUGGAGUUUUGUUUGUAGGAAUUGGUUAUUGGACUUUGUUGAUCUCGCCUGCUGCGUGGUUAUACGGAAGAAGGGUUACCUAUAUCAUUUGUUUGACAUUGGGAGUUAUUGGCGCUAUAUGGAUGGCUCGUGUGCAAUCCACGAGCGACUCGAUCUGGAAUCAACUCUUUGUGGGAGCGUCUGAAGCUUGUGCCGAGGCCAAUGUGCAGCUUUCCCUCUCGGAUUUGUUCUUUCAACAUCAAAGAGGAACUGUUCUGGGCAUAUACGUUUUGUCGACUAGUAUUGGUACCUAUCUAGGUCCUAUUAUUGCUGGAUAUAUUGCUGGGGGGCCUCUAGGCUGGCGAUGGAUUGGUUGGUGGUCCGUCAUAAUUUCCUCCUGCACCAUACUUGUGUGUUACUUUACCCUCGAAGAAACUAUGUUCGAUCGCCCCGAGUCUGCGUAUGAUGUUCCAAUCAAUGGCGUUGGGUCCCAGGCCAAGAUUGAAGAAUCUCCAAUUCGCAGCAGCAACGAGAAAGAUACAGUCCUAGCCACGACUCCCUCCGACACACCUCCCAUUCCACCUGCGACUGCCCCAGCAAAGAAGUCCUUUCGCGAACGCAUUCGACUAAUUACGCCCGCAUCUAACCUCAAGGGAACUGGAUUCAAACAAUACUUUUCUCGUCUCUUCCAUACUCUCCGCAUUUUCACUUUCCCAGCCGUCUGGUACAGUGGUCUGCAAUGGGGAGCCCAAGACGCCUGGCUUACCUUCUACCUUACUCUUGAAGAAGAUAACUGGACUGAGGAUCCUUGGAACUAUUCCACUAUUGGUUCUGGUCUUAUGAACGUUCCUUGUUUGAUCGGCGCCAUUAUCGGUUGUUUCUGGGGUGGUUAUCUUUCGGAUGUUUUCGUACUUUGGUACUCCAAGAAAUAUCGUCAUGGUAUUUUAGAAGCCGAAGAUCGUCUCUGGAUGAUGUAUCCAUGUGCUAUAUUCUCACCAUUGGGAAUGUUUAUCUUCGGUCUCGGUACAGCAUACGAAUGGUCGUGGCCAGCUCCGUACGUCGGGCUUGGGUUCAUUGGUUUUGGAUGGGGUUGUGCGGGAGAUUUGUCCAUGUCUUACCUUAUGGAUGCAUAUCCGGAAAUGGUACUCGAGGGUAUGGUUGGAGUUAGCGUCAUAAACAAUACCAUCGGGUGUAUCUUUACAUUUGCAGCGAGCUAUUGGUUGGAUACUGGAGUUAAACAGACAUUUAUCGCGAUAGGUGUUUUGGAUUUCGUGUUCGUAAUGUGUACAUGGCCGAUGAUGGUAUUUGGAAAGAGCUGUAGACGAUGGACUAAAGGUAGAUAUUUGGAGUUUGUGAGGAUUAGAGAUUCUUUAUGACAUGAUGGAUCAGAUACGAGGAAGACUGUAUGGAAAAUGGUGUUGGGGAGGUACUUUGGUAUUAAUGAGUUUGGGAUUUCAGUUCCCUUAUUGUUAGAGGACUUGAUUCGGAAAUCGAGGGAGCUUAGUAAUCUUAGCGUACAUAUGGUGAUCCUAGCGAUCAUAUUUUCUAUUCACGAAAACCUGGAGUUCUCAAAAUUAGAUAUUAUUAUUUCACUUCAUUCAAUUCACAAUUGCCAGUUUUUUCA